AGAUGACUAAAGAUGGACCACCACCGUACGGGUUCGUGCCACCGCCAUCCGCACCACCGAGCUAUGCGCAGGCUGUGGGAGGUGUGCCCCCGUCCAGCCCGUUCACACCACAGCAACCGGUACUGACCGGGGCCCAGAUUGUGACCACAGUCGUACCGAUUGGGCCACAAUCGACGCAUAUGAUAUGCCCCAGUUGCCAUUCGGAAGUUAACACCAAGACGACGACAUCGCCGGGAAUGAUCGCUUACGUGUCCGGUUUCCUGAUCGCACUGUUCGGAUGCUGGUUGGGAUGUUGCCUAAUACCGUGCUGCAUUGACGAAUGUAUGGAUGUACAUCAUACGUGCCCACACUGUAAAGCGUAUCUGGGACGACACAGGCGAUAAGCCAGCGUUUAAUGGCGGCAGUACACACGUCUGUGUACACUGAUACAUCGAGUGGUAAAAUUGUAAGG
Molecule: messenger RNA, 451 nt
Organism: Anopheles maculipalpis
Lineage: Eukaryota; Metazoa; Arthropoda; Insecta; Diptera; Culicidae
Product: LITAF domain-containing protein-like
Exons: 2
Coding region: 3-383 (126 amino acids)
Molecular function (GO): zinc ion binding
Source: RefSeq, a predicted model, not a curated record